CGCUGUGAGAGACGCCGGUCCGCCGCCCGCCACCCUGCACAGUCUAGCAUCGGGGGCGAAGCGAAGGAGUGACUUGACUCCGCCGUGCGAUCACCUGAGCGGCCCAGGAGCGCGUCACCUCACCGGCCGGCAGGUGUAGCGGCCUGAACCUUGCUGUCCCUUUCCCUAUUGAGGAGAUUUACACGGUGAUGAUGAUGAGGAUAAAUAUGAUGGUAAUGAUAAGGUUAGCCGAGCCAGACGCAAAGUUUUAAAGCGGAAGAGAGUUGGUGGAAAAUAUAUAGAGGAGCGAGAGAUAGAAAAGCGUGCGAUGUGUCCUGAAAACCACACACACCAGGUCAAUGUUCCGCUGUGAUUGCUUGGUGGGAAAGUUCUCCCCGUGAUGCCGCGGCGAGCCGGAAACUUUUAGCACGGCGAUGUGGGGAAGCAGGUCAAGGAAAAGUACUGCGGCCAAAUCCUCGUCCCAUUGAAGGAGAGUUACGUAUUCCCUUCAGACUGUGCGUGUCUCGCCUCGUGCCUCCAUACGCACCUACGCAUGAACUUAGCCAUCGGCGCCCAGCCUGGACCAUCUCUUAGGAGCAUUUGGCCUCACGACACCGCCUCCGUCACCGCUACUACCUGCACCACCACCACUACCAUCACCACCACCACCCUCAGUGCUGGUGCCGCUGCUUAUUAGGAAGUCAAGAGGAAAGAGGAGAGAGCUGUCAAGAGGACUGCAGUGUGCCGAGUGCCCUUCAGCUACGACAAACUUGACAAGAGGAUCCAAUUCGGCAUUCACGGGACGAAAGAGAAUCAGAGACGAAGUUUGCCUGCUGAGUAAGAAGGAACACAGAUUCAUCGGCGAGGAUUGGUGGCUGGCAGAUCCGAAAUUCCAAUCAAGGAGGAAGCCCUCAGGAAGCACCGGACGCAGCUGAGGCGUCCGGAAUUCGUAUAAAGGGAAGUUAUCGGUGGAAGAAAUAAAGGAAGCCAGCGCCUCUCUCCGCUCUUGGUGGUCGAGUCUUUUAGCGAGGGAAAGCUGCGUUAUAUUCAGCAGGCAGCCAUCCUCGCUCAGGUGACUUCGCGCGUAAAGACACUAACACUUAGUUGAGCGUCUGACUUUGUAGCAACUCGGAAACAGUUUACUGGUUUUGACUAUUCAAGUGGCUGCGAGCUGCGGUGAACUAUGCACCGGGCACGGCGGGAGGCGCCAUGAACUAGUGUCUGGGGAGCGGUGCCGCGAUGGUGGCGAGGGAGUGAGCGCCAGGCGACCCGCGACGCUCAGCAUGAAUCCUUGGAGCCACCACCGCGACCUCAGAAGAUCCGGCAGACUGCGCACGGCUGUUCUCUGGGCGUGGGUGUGGUCCUUCGCGUGGGCGUGGGCUGUGUGCGGAGCAACGGGCACCUGUCCCAAGGUGUGUGAGUGCAAGUGGCGGGAUGGAAAGCAGACGGUGUCCUGUCCCGACGCGGAGUUCAUAGACAUCCCCCGCGGCCUGGACCCGUCCACUCAGGUGCUGAACCUCAAGCACAACAACCUGCAGAUCCUGCCACGUGACGCCUUUGUUGACACGGGUCUGGUCAACCUGCAGAAGGUGUGGCUGAACUACUGCAACCUGAAGCACCUGGACCGCGGCGCCUUCAACAUGCUGGCCAACCUGGUAGAGCUGGACCUCAGCCACAACCUUCUGCGCGCCGUGCCCUCAGAGGCCCUUGCUGACGUACCUGGCCUGCGGGAGUUGCGCCUCUCCAACAACUACAUCUCCUCGCUACCCGAGGAGGCCUUCACCAAAACACCUGACCUGGUACACCUCGUCAUCACCCAGAACCACAUUGAUAUAAUAAACGACCGCGCCUUCCGUGGCCUGACCCGCCUCGAGGUGCUCAAGCUCUCCAACAACCGUCUGCCGGGACUGGAUUCCUCUGCGGUGCAUCCCCUCGUUGCCAUCCACGAGCUGCACCUGGAUGGCAAUCCUUGGCACUGUGACUGUAGACUCAGGCCUCUCAGGCGCUGGAUGAUCGAGCGCAACGUGGCCUUUCUGGAGCCGCCGACCUGUGUGCAGCCCGACCGUGUCAAGAACAAGUCGUGGCAGGCGCUGCAGCUAGACGAGUUCGUAUGUGUUCCAAAGUUGACGGCCGUGGCCCCGCGCGUCCUUGCAGCGCACGGCGAGAACGUGUCUUUGUCCUGUCGCGUCGAGAAUGACGUGGACGCCACAGUCUCCUGGCUCCUGGGGGAUCGAUUGAUCCGCAACAACAGCGAGAGGCACCGUGUGCUGGAGACCGCGGCAGCCAGCCAGGACUCACGACUGUCUAACCUGACGCUGGCGGGCGCGGGGCCGCGGGACCAGGGCACGUACCGUUGCGUGGCCAUCAACAAGGCGGGCUCGGCGGAGGCAAACCUUACACUACAGGUGUCCGAUGAGGUGGCAGAGGUGCGGCUGGUGACGAUGGACCGUGUAUUUGUGACGGGCGGCCUGCUCACCGCCAUGGCCAUGAUCGUGGUGGUGCUGCUGCUGCUCACCGCCAUCCUCCUCCGCAGGCGGCAGCAAGCCAGACUGCGGCGAGGACCGGAAACGGACCACAAGACAGAGACUCCUCAGCUAUCGCAGGACCGUGGCAGCAUCUCCAGCGACUCGCACCCCAAGCUGGCAGACUACCACAUUGUGCCCACCAACGAUCUGGACGAGCCUUCGCCGCUACCCACGCACUCAGACAAGUCGUGGAUGCUGCGCGACGCCUCCGUGGACGACUUCCCUUCCACCAAAGAAAUAGACAAGUCCAGUUCCUAUAAUGAGUCAGAGCAGCGGAAGCUGUCCAAGCCGCGACCGAGUGCCAGCGGCAAGGCGAGCUCCCCCAGCACUGUAUCGUACGUGGAGAUCCCCAAGUCAGAGUUGGCUGUGGCGAGCCUACCUGCGGCGGACGAGCGGCUGCGGUGGAGGGAAGCCGCUGCCGAGAGCAAGGACAGCCGUCUGCUACAGAUGGCGGGUCAGCGGGGCUCGCAAUUAUCCAUGGCCAGCGGCAGUCGCUAUCCCGACCUGCUGGACCUGCACUACACACAGCAGCAAAAACAACAGUUGCAGCAGCAGCCGAGGCCUCCCCUGCAGCUGCUCAACCCCGCCUACUGCACGCUGCCUCGCAGUUCAAGCGGCCUCCUAGCUGGGGCCACGGCUGGCAGUCCUCCGGGCCUCGACAGCCUCUUUCAAGAGACUUCCUUCUCUCUCCCCUCUUCCAUCCGCUACAGGUGCGCCAGCUGGGUGGACCUUGGGGAGUGCGAGACGGCUUCCACCUCUCUCCCCAGCUACCCACGCCCCCACGUCCGCCCGCAGCUCUCCCUCCCCAGCGACUCCCCCAUCCUCAAGUCCCACCGUGACACCCUUGCAGAACUCCUCAAUGUCCACAGGAGGGAAGGCGCUACCCUGGCGGAGUUCAAUGCGGAGGACGACAAUGAGAACGUGCCGCCGCCUUGCCCGGAGACGCCAACUUCGAGCCAUCCCCGGUACCCCCAAGCAGCGGCCUCAAGCGACUCCCCCGAAGACCCAAUGGAAGACCCGUCGCUCGCCUCCGAACCUCUGCGGUCUAUUCUGAAGCGGAGGUACGAGGAGGGCGGGCGUGGUCUUCCGGGUCUGCAGGGACUUCUGGGUCUGCACGGUCUUCAAGGUCUCCAGACACUGAAAGGUUUGCAAGAAGCCAAGAGCCUCCAGAACCACAAAGGAUCUUCUUACUCCAAAAGUGCCUCCUUCGGCGAGUCUCCCCAGCCGCUCCGUCCCUCCCUCGCGCUGCCUUCCCUCCCGCCGCGCCCCGACCCCGAGUCCUGAGGCUGGGAAGGUGAGGACUAAAGCUAGAUUCAGAAAUACUUUGCUAUCUCGCUCUUUCUCUCUCCCAACGACUAUUUUCAAAGGCCGCAGAGGUGAUUAGCAUGGUUUUCAAGACUGUUUCUCCUCUUAAUAACGUAGAAUACUUGUUAAUCUGUCACUAGAACGGUAAAAAACGCGAUUAAAAACUAGUGUAGCAUCAACCAAAGCCUUUUCAAUGUGGUGGAGGUGCGGCGGAGUUUCAAAAUAUGAUACUGGGAGAUGUUGGCUUGUCGGAAGUGUUGACUUUAAUGCUCUCCUUAACGUGUCCUUUUUACCAUUGUCUGGAUCUUUUGGUUUAAAUUUUUCUCGCUCAUUUUCUUUUCUCACAUUGCACAAAAUAUAUAUACUGUUAUAUUUGUUUCCUGAAUACGUCUAUCUUCAAACAGACCCGAUAGUGAGAGAGGAGAGGAACAACGUGGGAAGAUAUGUGACUAAAGCAAUAGAGGGAUUAGAAAGGCAGGAGAGAGUAAAGGAGGAGGAAGGUGAAGCUUGAUGAAGAGUGAAGCAGGGAAUGAAGGAGAGAGGAGGAGA
Portunus trituberculatus (swimming crab) is the source of this 4358-nucleotide messenger RNA. RefSeq lists its product as uncharacterized. Bases 1263 to 3788 code for a protein of 841 amino acids. Gene Ontology annotation, molecular function: protein binding. The record is from RefSeq and is a predicted model, not a curated record. NCBI's taxonomy places the organism in Eukaryota, Metazoa, Arthropoda, Malacostraca, Decapoda, Portunidae. The transcript is spliced from 6 exons.